Molecule: messenger RNA, 1736 nt
Organism: Rhizophagus irregularis DAOM 181602=DAOM 197198
Lineage: Eukaryota; Fungi; Glomeromycota; Glomeromycetes; Glomerales; Glomeraceae
Source: RefSeq, a predicted model, not a curated record
CAAAUAGUAAUACAAAUGGGUAAUACAAAUGUGCGCAAUUUAUUGAAUUUCGUUCAAUUCAUAAAUUUUUUUUUUCUUUUACUUUUAAUAAUUCUCGAGUAACAUAGUUAUUUAUUUAUAUAACUAAAAUUAAAAUUAUAAAUUCACAACUCAAAUUAAUUAAUAUGGAUGAAAAGCCAAAAAAUUUAUGGGAGUAUGAUGAUAAAUAUCAGAGCCAUGUUACAAUUUCUACUAUUGAUUCAACUAUUGAAUCAGAAAAUGUAGAUGAAAGAAUAGUUUAUAUAGAAGAUUUAGAAAAAAGAAGACAAGUAUAUGGAAUAUGUGGAGAAUGUAAAGAACCUGGCACAGGAGAAUAUUGGUGUCAAUCUUGUAAUGCUAAAAGAUUUAAGGAUAACUUUAAAAAUUGGACUAGUGGAAAUAAACAUAUUGACGAAUUUAUACAACAAUCACAACUUAAUGCUGUACAUAAUGAAAAAUGUCUUGAAUGGAUACCUUUUGAAAAAUUUCAAAAUGUCACUUAUAUUGCAGAAGGUGGUUUUGGUAAGAUUUAUUCAGCAGAAUGGCUUGAAGGAAAUAUUGAAUAUUGGGAUAUUGAAAAUCAAAAGUGGUAUAGAUAUAGUUAUAAAUGUGCAUUAAAAAGUUUGAAUAAUUCUUCUGAUAUAUGUUCAGAUUUUUUAAAUGAGAUUCAUCUUACUGAUAUUGUUCAAUGUUAUGGAAUUACUCAAGAUCCAAAUAAUAAAGAGUAUAUGAUGGUUUUAUAUUAUUGUAGCUUUGGAAAUUUGAGAGAUUAUUUAAAUAAAUCUAAAAAUUAUAUCAAUUACAAAUCAAAAAUUGAUAAAUUACAACAAAUUGCAAGAGGACUUCUAGAUGUUCAUAAUUCUGGGAAAGUUCAUAAAGAUUUUCAUUCAGGCAAUAUAUUAUAUAAUGGUGUUAACAACCCAUAUAUAAGUGAUUUAGGUAUGUGUCAACCAGCAAAUAUAAAGCAACCAGCUAAAGAAGAAGGAAUUUAUGGAGUAUUACCAUAUAUGGCACCAGAAGUUUUACGCGGAUACCAAUAUACAAAAGCAGCAGAUAUUUACUCAUUUGGAAUAAUAAUGAAUGAAUUUCUUUUUGAAGAAAUUCCUUUUAAUGAUAUUCCUCAUGAUGAGUUUUUAGCUAUUAAAAUAUGUAUGGGACUUAGACCAACAAUUUCUAAUGAUGUACCAAAGUUACUUACAGAUUUGAUAAUAAAAUGUUGGGAUGCUGAAAUAGAAAAUAGACCAACCACUAAAGAAUUGUAUCAGAUAUUAACAAAAUGGAAUGAUGAAAUUAGAAAAUAUAAUGCUAAAGAUAGUGAAAAUGGUGACAAUAGUCAAAAUAGUGAAAUAUAUUCUCAAAUAAAAGAAUGUGAUAAAAUUAGAAAAGAAAGAUUCAAAAAUAGGUCAAAUGUAGAUAAAUCCAAAAGCUUCCAAACACACCCACAAGCAUUUUAUACUAGUAGACUUUUAAAUUUUAAAAAUCUUCCAAAACCAGUAAAUUCUUCAGAUUUAUUAUCAUCUUUUCAAUUCAGUUCAGAACUAAAGGAAAUUUGUCAAGAUAGUGAAUAUAAUAUUGAAUGAAGUUUUCUUUUACAUGAAAGUUAGAGUUAAAGGGUUUAAAUUAUUAGUUUGUGUGUUUGAAGUUGGCUUUACUUUUAUUUUUCUUUUAUUAUUAUCAGUUAUGCUUUAUAAAUUAUUAUCUUUAGUUUUUUUAUUUAC